AUGAGCGCCGAGGUAGCGCCUUCUUCUGACAACCUGCUCAAUAUAGGUGUGUUGCUGGAGACGUUGGCGAAAGAUGUUGCUCCGAACAUCGUAGACCUGCUGUCUGAAGAGGAGUACAAGCAGCAAUCACUGGUGUUUUUGAACGAAUUGCUGUCGCGAAAGGACUCGGAUCUGCUUCUGGCCACUUCGGUUCCCCCCUCUUUGGAUUCCGAGCAGAGCUCCAAAACAUUGAUCGAGGAAGUUGCUGAAUUGGACAACAAGCAAAGAACCCUUGUCCAGCAGCUGAAGAACACACUCACCUCAAACAUCUCGCUGGUGCUGGAAACCAAUGCUCAGGUCGAAAAUGUGUUCAAUGUAUUCCAGGGUGAGUUUAGUGGGAGUGUGAAAACGAUACGCAACAGUUUUGGCAGAUACCAAUCAGAUGAAGAUGAAGAUAAGAACGAGGACGGAGAAGAGGAUGAGGUCGAAACGCAUGAGAUCGACGCAAGACACAGGGGAGAUGAUGAUGAGUCGAUAGGUUGGAAAGAUUUUACUGGUCUAGCGGAUUCCAAAGCUUCAAACUCCCAAUCCUCUUUCAUAGUGCUCAAGAACAUGGACGGGAUUAUGGAUAUUUUGGAACUCCCUGCUCUGGCAAAUGCAUGUGUCAAACAGGGACAUUAUGCAGAAUGUGUUGAGAUAGCCUCGCACGUGAGAAGACUGGCGAUCAGAUACUCGGAUAUCGCCAUUAUUUCACAGGUGGAAAUGGCCAUCAAAAGAGAGGUUAAGGAAAUGCAGGUGGGUCUGAUAAGGUUGUUGAACGCAGACCUGAAGCAGACGAGCAUAAUAAAGAUCAUAUCUUAUUUGAAAAGAAUAGGGCCCCUGAACGUUGAUGAUGAUAACAGGUCCGCAAACUCUAUGGGAAACGAGCAAUUGAAGCAGAUAUUCCUGAAAUCAAGAUACCAGUUUAUCAUGAACGAGCUGGAUGUGCUAUCUCCGUUGAAACAAUCCAACUCGAUGGAAAAGUACCUAAAAAGGAGCAUUGAGGUGAUCAGAGAAUACUGCUUUGCCACGCUUAUGUCAUACGACUCGGUUUUCCCCGAGGAAGGUUCUUCGCAGGUGAUUUCAAGAGCUACAAAGACUUUACUCUAUUCAUUCAUUAGCGCCGUGAUAUCGCGCCUUUCCGCAAUCCUCAGGGAGUCUCUGCCAAUGAUAACGGAGAAGUCCGUGAAGGAUGGCUUGCUGCUACAGGUUAUCUACUGUUGCCAGAGUUUGGGCCGUGUUGGUGGUGAUUUCAGUGUUAUCCUGUUGAAUGAUCUCCAACAGAGCUUGCCUGGGGAAGAGGUAAUAAGCAAACAGGCCUGGUGUCUGGUGCUCAAGAAACAGAAGGAUUUGGUCAAAUCCCUGAACAAUCCUUUGUCCACGUGA
Kuraishia capsulata CBS 1993 is the source of this 1404-nucleotide messenger RNA. RefSeq lists its product as uncharacterized. The transcript has a single exon. Gene Ontology annotation, biological process: intra-Golgi vesicle-mediated transport; cytoplasm to vacuole targeting by the Cvt pathway. The record is from RefSeq and is a predicted model, not a curated record. Gene Ontology annotation, cellular component: COG complex. Bases 1 to 1404 code for a protein of 467 amino acids. NCBI's taxonomy places the organism in Eukaryota, Fungi, Ascomycota, Pichiomycetes, Pichiales, Pichiaceae.